GCUGCUGGAGGCGGGAGGAAGCGGGGCCAGGCUGGGGCCUGACUAGCCGACGCUGCCGCCGCAGUCAUCACGGCUGCUAUGACCAGCGGGAGAGGCGCCCUGCGAAGCUCCGCGCAGCGCUAGUCGCGGCAGUGCGCCCGCCGUAUCCGUCCGGGUCCGCAGCGCGGCCGCUCGCGCGGCUCCCUCUGCUCUUCCUGCGCCGCCUGCUAGGCGAGGCGGAGGUAGUAUGAAGAUGACGGUGGAUUUCGAGGAGUGUCUGAGGGACUCACCCCGCUUCAGGGCUGCUUUGGAAGAAGUAGAAGGAGAUGUGGCAGAAUUGGAACUAAAGCUUGAUAAGCUUGUGAAGCUUUGUAUUGCAAUGAUUGAUACAGGGAAAGCCUUUUGUGUUGCAAAUAAACAAUUCAUGAAUGGGAUUCGAGACCUGGCACAGUAUUCUAGUGAAGAUGCUGUAGUUGAGACAAGUUUGACCAAGUUUUCUGACAGUCUUCAAGAGAUGAUAAAUUUUCACACAAUCCUGUUUGACCAAACUCAGAGAUCAAUUAAGGCACAGCUUCAAAAUUUUGUUAAAGAAGAUCUUAGAAAAUUCAAAGAUGCCAAGAAGCAAUUUGAAAAAGUCAGUGAAGAAAAAGAAAAUGCAUUAGUAAAAAAUGCUCAAGUACAAAGAAAUAAACAGCAUGAAGUUGAAGAAGCUACAAACAUUCUUACAGCAACAAGAAAAUGUUUUCGACACAUAGCCCUUGACUAUGUACUACAGAUUAAUGUCCUUCAAUCAAAAAGGAGAUCAGAAAUUCUAAAAUCAAUGUUAUCCUUUAUGUAUGCCCAUUUGACCUUUUUUCAUCAAGGAUAUGAUCUGUUUAGUGAACUUGGGCCCUACAUGAAGGAUCUUGGUGCACAGUUGGACCAUCUGGUUGUCGAUGCAGCAAAGGAGAAAAGAGAGAUGGAGCAAAAACAUUCUACCAUUCAGCAAAAGGCUGCAUUACAGGAUUUCUCCAGUGAUGAUUCUAAGUUAGAAUAUAAUGUAGAUACUACAAAUGGCAUUGUUAUGGAAGGAUAUCUGUUCAAACGAGCCAGCAAUGCCUUCAAAACUUGGAACAGACGCUGGUUUUCAAUACAGAACAAUCAGUUGGUUUACCAGAAAAAGUUUAAGGAUAACCCCACUGUGGUAGUAGAAGAUCUAAGGCUCUGCACAGUGAAACAUUGUGAAGACAUAGAAAGACGGUUCUGCUUUGAGGUGGUCUCUCCAACAAAAAGUUGUAUGCUUCAGGCAGACUCUGAAAAGCUGCGCCAGGCAUGGAUUAAGGCCGUUCAGACCAGUAUUGCUACUGCUUAUAGAGAGAAGGGUGAUGAAUCAGAGAAGCUGGAUAGGAAAUCAUCACCAUCCACAGGAAGCCUGGAUUCUGGAAAUGAGUCAAAAGAUAAAUUAUUGAAAGGGGAAAGUGCCCUGCAGCGAGUCCAGUGUAUCCCUGGCAAUGCCAGCUGUUGUGACUGUGGUCUGGCAGACCCACGGUGGGCCAGCAUCAACCUGGGCAUCACCCUGUGUAUUGAAUGCUCUGGGAUUCACCGGAGUCUUGGAGUUCACUUUUCAAAAGUUCGAUCUUUAACUUUAGACACUUGGGAGCCUGAACUUUUAAAGCUUAUGUGUGAGUUGGGGAAUGAUGUUAUAAAUAGAGUUUAUGAAGCUAAAGUGGAAAAAAUGGGGAUAAAGAAACCACAACCAGGACAAAGACAGGAGAAAGAGGCAUAUAUCAGAGCAAAAUAUGUGGAGAGAAAAUUUGUGGAUAAAUAUUCUAUGUUAUCAUCAACACCUGAGCAGGAAAAAAAGAUUGUCUCUAAAAGUUGUGAAGAAAAGAGGCUGAGCAUUUCUAAACUUGGGCCAAGUGACCAAGUCAGAGCAUCUUCUCUAAGUUCAGUGGUUGCUGUAAAUAGCGACGAGGCCAGGCGGGAGUCUCUGUUCUGUCCUGAUGAGCUAGAUUCACUCUUCUCCUACUUUGAUACUUCUUCAAAACUACGUAGUACAGUCAAAAGUAAUGACAGUGGAAUCCAGCAGAGCUGUGAUGAUGGAAGAGAAUCUUUACCGUCCACAGUGUCAGCCAAUAGUUUAUAUGAACCUGAGGGAGAAAGGCAAGAUUCUGUGUUUCUUGACUCUAAGCAUCUUAAUCCAGGACUUCAGCUUUACAGAGCUUCAUAUGAAAAAAAUCUUCCAAAAAUGGCCGAGGCUUUGGCUCAUGGUGCAGAUGUGAACUGGGCUAAUUCAGAGGAAAACAAAGCAACGCCACUUAUUCAGGCUGUGUUAGGGGGCUCUUUGGUGACGUGCGAGUUUCUCCUGCAGAAUGGUGCUAAUGUGAACCAAAGAGAUGUGCAAGGCCGGGGGCCACUGCACCAUGCCACUGUCUUGGGGCAUACUGGGCAGGUAUGUUUAUUCUUAAAACGAGGUGCCAAUCAACAUGCUACUGAUGAAGAAGGAAAAGACCCUUUGAGUAUAGCUGUGGAAGCAGCCAAUGCUGACAUAGUGACAUUGUUACGUUUAGCAAGAAUGAAUGAAGAGAUGCGGGAAUCAGAAGGACUUUAUGGACAGCCAGGUGAUGAAACUUACCAGGACAUUUUUCGUGAUUUUUCCCAAAUGGCAUCCAAUAAUCCAGAGAAACUAAAUCGUUUCCAGCAAGAUUCACAAAAAUUCUGAAUGUUUCUUAAGAAAGGGAAAAUACUAAAUUUGGUGAUACCUUUUGUGUGUACAUCUGAAAACUCAGAUUUUUACUGCUUUAAUUCUACUUUCUUAAGCUUGGUAGAUACUGUGUGGUUUAGAAAAAAGGUACCUAUUUGUUGAUAUUUUUAUAAAAUAAAAUAGAUUUCUAGUAGUUGGGAGAGGACCUUCUUUUAGAAUCUCUUUUAUUAAAAAUAACUUGUUUAAAAGGCUAUUGUAGCUAGACAUAGGCCCUCUGUAGAUUAGAAUAUGCUAAGAGUUUAGACAGUAUUUCUUCUUUUGCCAGUGGGUGGUAGCAUUGAAUUUUUUCCUAUCAUUCAGUCAAGUAUAUCUGCAUCAAGUGGAAGCCCCCUUCCUGCCUGCCUUAAGAGGAUAUCUUUUCUUUAACUCCCCUGGCCAUUUUUGGUGGUGCAGGAAGAUUUUGUGUUUUUAUUUUUUGUAUCUUAGCUAUUAAUAGACAUGAAAUUCAAUUGUUAGAAGUAGAGAGAGUGUUUCCUUAGUUAUGUUCCUUACAUGCCUGAUUGCAUGCACAUUUACAUAACAUACAGUGAUUGUAUAGGUAGGCGUCAUUCGGCCCUUUACAUUUGUUCCAUGUAUAGGAAGCAAAAAGAAGCCCUUUAAUUUUAAAGAAAAUCAAAAUAAUCUCAUUUAUAGAGGUUUUAGUUUUUUGUUGUUGGGCUGAUUUUCUAAAACCUUUACAGGCUUAUUGAUGUAAAUAAAAUGUUUCAAAGGUUACUUGAAUGUUGCAAACUUAUGCUUUCAUCAAAAUGUAACUUUCAAAGGAAGCCUUGAUUUAUAAAAUAAUGUAGAGCAUUUUUAUAUUUGAAAUUUAUUUCAAGAUACACUUUUAUAUUGUUCCUAGUGAAAGAAAAACCACUCUGUAAAAGGAGAAAAGAAAAUCCACAUUUUAGCUUCUACUAAAAUAUACAGCAAUAAAUUGCUUUUUAAUUUUUCCCAAUGUCCUGUGUACUUCUUGUGCACAGUGUAUAUAUAUUUUUAAAUUAUACAUAGCAUCUAUAUAGUUUUAUUACUUGGUUAUAGGAAUCACAGGCCCUUAAAUUGCAAAAUAUUAUAGAUACACUUUUUAAUCAUGAUAUACAACAAUUAAUCUGUCUCCAUCUUUGACAUAUCUUGUCAGGAGUAUAAAAUACUGAAGUAAUUUGCCUUACAGCUUCAUUCUAAUGUUAUCAACAAUUAAAUUUAAUCUUUUAAAGUUACAUACACAGUAUUAUUACUUCUCAGUUUCUAAAUAAAAGAGGCUUAAAA
This is a messenger RNA of Condylura cristata (star-nosed mole), 3967 nucleotides long. It is a transcript of the gene ACAP2, whose product is annotated as ArfGAP with coiled-coil, ankyrin repeat and PH domains 2. Gene Ontology annotation, molecular function: protein binding; GTPase activator activity. The record is from RefSeq and is a predicted model, not a curated record. NCBI's taxonomy places the organism in Eukaryota, Metazoa, Chordata, Mammalia, Eulipotyphla, Talpidae. The transcript is spliced from 25 exons. Bases 227 to 2680 code for a protein of 817 amino acids. Gene Ontology annotation, cellular component: endosome membrane; cytoplasm.